AUGUCUCCAUGCCAGCCUGCCCUGUGUAAUGUCUCCCUGUGCCAGCCUGCCCUGGGUAAUGUCUCCCUGUGCCAGCCUGCCCUGGGUAAUGUCUCCCUGUGCCAGCCUGCCCUGUGUAAUGUCUCCCUGUGCCAGCCUGCCCUGUGUAAUGUCUCCCUGUGCCAGCCUGCCCUGUGUAAUGUCUCCCUGUGCCAGCCUGCCCUGUGUAAUGUCUCCCUGUGCCAGCCUGCCCUGUGUAAUGUCUCCCUGUGCCAGCCUGCCCUGUGUAAUGUCUCCCUGUGCCAGCCUGCCCUGUGUAAUGUCUCCCUGUGCCAGCCUGCCCUGUGUAAUGUCUCCCUGUGCCAGCCUGCCCUGUGUAAUGUCUCCCUCCUGCCCUGUGUAAUGUCUCCAUGCCAGCCUGCCCUGUGUAAUGUCUCCCUGUGCCAGCCUGCCCUGUGUAUUGUCUCCCUGUGCCAGCCUGCCCUGUGUAUUGUCUCCCUGUGCCAGCCUGCCCUGUGUAAUGUCUCCCUGUGCCAGCCUGCCCUGUGUAAUGUCUCCCUGUGCCAGCCUGCCCUGUGUAAUGUCUCCAUGCCAGCCUGCCCUGUGUAA
Molecule: messenger RNA, 588 nt
Organism: Pseudophryne corroboree (corroboree frog)
Lineage: Eukaryota; Metazoa; Chordata; Amphibia; Anura; Myobatrachidae
Product: keratin-associated protein 16-1-like
Exons: 2
Coding region: 1-588 (195 amino acids)
Cellular component (GO): keratin filament
Source: RefSeq, a predicted model, not a curated record